Molecule: messenger RNA, 2020 nt
Organism: Triplophysa rosa
Lineage: Eukaryota; Metazoa; Chordata; Actinopteri; Cypriniformes; Nemacheilidae
Product: E3 ubiquitin-protein ligase RNF14-like
Exons: 8
Coding region: 124-1494 (456 amino acids)
Biological process (GO): positive regulation of proteasomal ubiquitin-dependent protein catabolic process; ubiquitin-dependent protein catabolic process; protein polyubiquitination
Cellular component (GO): ubiquitin ligase complex; cytoplasm
Molecular function (GO): ubiquitin protein ligase activity; zinc ion binding; ubiquitin conjugating enzyme binding
Source: RefSeq, a predicted model, not a curated record
GUGAUUGGUUAAGAAUGACUUCCUUUCGUGAGUACCAGACUAGAGCUCCUCCCCCUGCCCGGCCUGUGUGCGGCUGCUACUGUCUGCAGUAGUUUUCUCUGCCACAGAACAAGGAAUGUACAGAUGUCAGACAACCAGGAAGCACAAGAAGAUGAACUGCUGGCUCUAGCAAGCAUAUAUGAUGAAGAUGAAUUUCGUAGGGCAGAAUCAGGACGGGAGGGUGAGAUCCAUCUGUGUCUUGAGCUUCCUCCUGACUUCAAACUGAUAGUGAAGGGGGAGAAAACCACAGAGCAUGGUAUAUCAUUUCUACCCCCCUGGGUUCUGAGUUUUGAUCUACCUGUGGACUACCCUUCAUCAUCAGCUCCAGUCUUUACUUUAAGCUCCAAAUGGCUCACAAGAGUCAAGAUCACAGCACUUUGCAAGAGACUGGACCAGCUUUGGGAGGAGAACCUGGGAAAUGUGGUUCUUUUCACCUGGAUCCAGUUCCUAAAAGAAGAGACUCUGGAAUACCUUGGCAUCCAUUCUCCACUUGAGAUCCAAAGCAUUGCUGGUCAGUCUCAGGGAGAAUCUGGCCAGACGCAAGCAGCAGAAAAAAGUAAACCGCAAGAAUUAGACCCAAGAGCUGUUCAAGAAGUCGAUCCUCGCACAGACAUGCUAAACCAGCUGCUGGAUUUUGAUGAAGCUCAAAAGCAGAAAGUGUUCGAUGGAAAGGUCUUCUGUUGUGGGAUCUGCUUCUCUGAGAAGCUUGGUUCCAGCUGUUUGCUCUUUAAAGAGUGUCAGCAUGUCUACUGCAAGGCCUGCAUGAAGGAAUACUUUGAGAUCCAGAUCAGAGAUGGUAAAGUGCAGUGCCUUGACUGUCCUGAGCCGGAGUGUACGUCCGUAGCCACACCGACACAGGUGAAGCUUCUGGUGGGAGAAGAGGAGUUUGCCCGCUACGACCGUCUCCUCCUGCAGUCAAGUCUGGACCAGAUGGCAGAUGUUGUUUACUGUCCCCGCACGAGUUGUUGCACGCCUGUGAUGCUGGAGCCUGAGAGCACUAUGGGAAUUUGCCCAUCUUGUCAAUAUGCUUUCUGUACCCUCUGCAAGCGAAGCUAUCAUGGCCUCUCUCACUGCUUGGCCACUGCUGAUGAGCUUCGUGGUUUGCGGGACGAAUACCUUUCUGCAAGUGACGAGGGGAAGAAGUUUCUUGAGAAGCGUUUUGGAAAACGUGUCAUUCAGAGAGCAGUGGAGGAGUCCUUUAGCACAGAUUGGUUGAAGGAUAACUGUAAGCAAUGCCCAUGCUGUGGCACUCAUGUACAGAAGAUACACGGCUGUAACAAGAUGACGUGUUCUUCCUGUCAAGGGCGUUUCUGCUGGAUUUGCCUGGUAUCUCUUAGUAAAGUGAACCCCUACAGCCACUUCAACAACCCCAACACACCCUGCUUUAACCAAUUGUUUCAGGGAUUGGAAAUGGAAGAAGGAGAAGCCGGUGUUUGGAGUGAUGAAGAUGAAUAAGAAAAAGCUUAAAAGACCUGUAUAUCCAGUGCACUUUGUUCCUCCAUACAAUGACCAGAUUAGACAUAAACCAAAUGAUUAAAAUCUGAUCAGAGUAAACUUUAGCUUAUCUAAUCAAUUAUGUGCUUAUAUUUGCAAUAUUUCAAACUGUGCACUUCAUUUCACUUUCCUUUCACAGUUCAAGCAAAAAGUUCAAGUUCAAAGUAACAAUAAUUUUGUUUGAAAAUUAAGACAACAUUUAUAAAAAUGUUGAACUUUAAGUAUAAACUUUUAACACUUUACAGGUUUCUUAUCCAGGUUUUAAUGUUCAAAGUUGUAAUAUAUCUGAAGGUUAACUACAGUUAAAACUGUUGGAAAAAAUAGAAUGUACAUUGGACGUUCGUUUUCACUGGGUUUUAAUUUAGGCUUUUAUCAUGAUGUAUUUGUUAUUCAUCGGGUAUCCUUGUUAAUCAUAUUCGUGCCACUACAAAUGGUGGAUGUUUCAAACAUGUUUGGUUGACUCCACAGUAAAGUAAAUGUUAAAUUC